UAGAAGGAAGUAUACCAUGAAGCCACAGUGAUCAGAUCAGCAAUCCAGUCCUGACUCUAAUCCUCCUAUGGCGGACUCUCUUGUCCUAGUACGACACCUCCGCCCCCAUCAAUCCCGAUUGCCUAUCUACCAUCCCUGCACAAAAAAACGUUCUCUUUCAUUCCCUGGGUUCGGCUAUCGAGUCCAGCAUUGUAUGGGACAGUGUCUACUUUGUCCGGAUCGCAGAGUAUGGCUACGAGUACGAGCAGACCUAUGCUUUCUUCCCCCUUCUUCAUCUUUGCAUGUCGUUCUUAUCCCGCACAGUUUUGGCGCCAUUGGUUCCAGUUUUGGCGCCAUUGGUUCCAGUUAUUGGGCAAAGAGCUGUGUUGGGAUUAUCCGGCUAUGUGAUUAAUAACAUUGGCUUCGUGUUUGCGGCAGUUUAUUUAUACAGGCUUUCAGUUGUCAUUUUGAAGGACCAAGAAGCAGCAGUGAGGGCUUCGAUUUUGUUUUGCUUCAAUUCAGCUUCCAUAUUCUAUUCAUCAAUAUAUUCAGAGACAUUGUUCGUCCUUUUUUCAGUUGGAGGAUUGUACCAUCUAAUAUCUGGAAAAGAUGUCAUUGCUGUUCUUUGGUUUGCUCUUUCGGGAUUUUCAAGGUUCAAUGGAGUGCUUAAUGCUGGUUAUUUCUGUUUUCAAACUAUGCAUCAGGCCUAUGAUGCUGUUUUCUUGAGAAAGCGUCCUUUUGCUGUUGUUGGUGGAGCUCUGCUCUGUAUAUGUAUAUUUGUUCCUUUUAUUGCAUUUCAAGCAUAUGGAUACAACAAGCUCUGUCUUGGACAUCUUCCAUCCGAUAUGAGGCCCUGGUGCAAUGCAAGGGUACCAUUGUUGUACAAUUAUAUUCAAAGUCACUAUUGGUAUGUGAUCUUUAACCACCAAUGCUUGUUCAUCAGACUAAUACCUUUUUUUCAGGUUUAGCUAAACGUUCACAAUCAUUACUGUCGAUUGUUGUAGAGCACUGUUACGAAAAAAGUCCUUGUCCUGCUGAUUAUUGGAAAAGCAUCACUAAAUAGUAAUAAAGGAUAGUCUAUUAUGUAUAAGAUGCAAAUUAGUAUUUGAUUUUGCAAGAAAUGGUAAUUGGGCUAGCUCUAUAUACAUCUGUACUGUUUCAUCUUGUUAUACUUAUAGUUAUACCGUGCAAAUAAAGGAUAAAUGUAAAAAAAUUGGAAUAAAAUAGAGAUAUAUUCAUAGUUGAUGGUUUACGUUCAUGCCAGGGGAGUAGGUUUCUUGAGAUAAUUCCAAGUUAAACAGUUGCCAAACUUUCUGCUGGCGUCGCCAAUAUUGUCUCUGGCACUUUGCUCAAUCGUCCAUUACGCGAAGUCAAAUCCUGAAAAUUUCUUCUCUUUGGGUUUCCGUGCACCUCUUGAGGAUAAGGAUUCUGCUGCUGUGCUAUUUUCCCUAGCAGAAUACUCCUCCAGAAGUCAGGGUUUUACUUUUAAACAGCCAUUGCUUUGUGAUUUGACAUAUUAUUACUGUCAUUGCUUUAUAGCUUAUUCUGUUGACGUAUGUGAAGCUAGUAAAUCAAUCGUUUAGCAUAAAUCAAUAUGUGCACAUGCAUCCAAUUGUUUUAUUAUGCAUGACCUAAUCAGUAUUUUUGGAAUAUUGUUUCUCUUCCAUUCAUGCUGGCUUUCAACAGCGUGUAAUCAAUCGUUUGCAAAUGUAACAGAAAAUCGCACAAGGAAGCAAGUGAACAAAGAUGGUCCUGCCUUACUCCCAGAAGAACAUAAAGUAUGAGCAAAGCAAGGAUACUUGUCUGUUGCUGUGCUUCCAUGUAUCCUACAUUUGGGAUUUAUGGCAGCCACCGCAUUUUUUGUCAUGCAUGUGCAGGUUGCUACUCGUUUCUUAUCCUUCAGCCCUCCCCUCUAUUGGUUUGCGUCGUAUAUAAUGAAAUCUCGUGGUACUGGUAAGAGAUGGGGAUAUAUAGUUUGGGCAUACUCUGCUGCGUACAUUCUUCUAGGUAGUUUGCUCUUUUCGAACUUCUAUCCUUUCACUUGAUAAUGUCCAGCAAGGAGUCUCAGCUGAGAGCUUUUCUGUCGAAGAGUUUGUGCCUUUCAGUGUCUCAUAUUGAAUUUGCAUACUGAAGGAUAUUCUUCUAUUGUUUGGGGAGUCCCACGGCUUAAUAUCUUUAGUUGCUUGCCUCUGUGUAUAAGCAUCGUGCGACUGUCGGUCCUGAAGAGGCGACUGUUUUGUUCUUUUUCGCAUGUUAUAUAUAGUUUUUAUAAAUGAUAAGAAUAUUAUUAAACAAACAAAUUUGUCGAAAUGGCUAUAAAAUUUCAAGAGACUA
Molecule: messenger RNA, 2313 nt
Organism: Malus domestica (apple)
Lineage: Eukaryota; Viridiplantae; Streptophyta; Magnoliopsida; Rosales; Rosaceae
Source: RefSeq, a predicted model, not a curated record